AGCGCAUCGUUUUGGUCGCGAAAUGAAGCUAGAGUCUCAAGUCGUCCGUCUUUAUUUCCACACUCACUCUGCGCAUCGUUCUCAGCGGACCGAUGGACUCCUAUGCUCCGCUUCUGGAAAAAACCCGGGUCCCGCAACCCUCCCUCCAAAAAUUUGCGGUAGUUUCAAUAUUCACGAAGCUCCGCUCUGCUCCGGCUUAUCUCGAUCCGGAUUCCGAUCCCGGAAGAGAUGCUAUCUCUCAGUGCCUGCAUUCCUCAUCUCCCGCCGUCGUCGACCAAACAGUUCGCGAGCUCUGUCGCCUCGUCUUGGACUCUAAAUUGGAUCUCUCUCGCGGGUUGCUGGAGCUCCAGUCUGCACUCGAAGGCGCAGACUCGAAAUUCGUUGGUUUAUUAGUUAAAGGACUGGGAUUUAUCAUUCGGGUCGGGUUUCAGAGGAACCAUGGGUCGUGGUGGGUUGGUUCCCCUGACAAUCACCCGUUUGUUAAGAUUUUAUCUUGCAGAACUGAGAUUCAUUCUGAAUUGGUGCAUCAAGUUUUACUGUUUGUGGCUCAGAAUAGACGGCUGGGAAUGGAGGAAGUUUGCGAAUUCUUGAGACCCUUUCUGAUUUUUUCAAUUCUACGCAUACCCUUCUUAGGUUCUUCAUCAUCUUUGUUUGCAAGGCAGUUGAUAUCAUCAAUGACUUCAUUUUGUUGUUCUUAUCCCAAUGAAGCAAUACCAAUUCUUCAGCUGCUGAUGGGUUGCCUCAAGUAUUUACCACACAGGAAUUCAGAUGAACUUAGGGACUCUUAUUGUUUUUUGGAAUGCAUAGUGGAUGCAUAUUCAGUGGUUUUGCGACAGUUGGUCCAGAUUGGAUUGCUGGUUGGUGAGGCCCAACGGUUUGGGGUGGAAUUGUCGGAGACUAUUCUUUCUCUACUAACAUUGCCUGGGCAUUCUGCUGGUGCCGAGCCAAUUGUUGAUCUAGUGAAGUGGUUGUUUGUCAUUCAGAAAGAUCUGAGCUUGUGUUAUAUACCUGAAUUAUCAUCAACAGUGCUAUCCUUAUUUAUUAUCCUUAUCCAAUCUGAUCUUGAACAUGAACAACUCUCUUUGUUGAAAUUCCUCAUCUUCCUUUUAAAGUGGAAAAGUGAAAAUGGAUUUGUUGAUAGAACCAAAUGUGAUUUCAGUGAAGAGCUUGUAUUCACCUUUCCUGUCAUCAGCCUUAUGUCAUCAACUUCUAGAUCUGUAAAAGGUGCAGCAGCUGAUUUACUUCUUGUGUUGGAAAAGCUUCUAUUACAAGUUCUUAGAGAACCAAGGACUAAACUGGUCACAGAAGGGAGAUUCCCAUCUAUCAGCUCGCCUGGGUCUAUUGUUUAUAGACUCUUGCAGCAUCUGUGGUUUCAGGACCAAUUUUCACAGUCAACUUCCUUCUUUGUAAAUUUUGCUUCUAAUGAUAAAACUGAUGCCAAAGGAACACAUAGUCAAGCAAGAACUUGGGCUUCUCAAUUAAGAGAAUACACUUUGCGGAUCAUUGACAGACGAAAAUCUUCCCAAUUCAUCUCUCAGUCUGAAGAAACUUAUUUAAAAGGGAUUUCCCCAUUGCUCUGUGCAAUUACUGGUGUUUUAGUGAUGCAUCAGUCCCUGGGAAACAUUGCAAUAGAUCUGUUGGCUACUAUUGUUACUAUGGAUCCUCAGCAGGGAGUUCCAAUGUUGCUAGCCAUUCUAUUUUACUGUAACAUUUUCACAAGAAAUGAUAUUAAUUACCAGUAUAUGUUGCCAAAACUUUUGGCUAUGCUUCCAUCACUGGCUUCACAUUUUCUGAUGAUACCGCUCAUAAUUCAGACUAUUCUGCCAAUGCUUCGAAAUGGUGGACAAUCUAGAGCGUUGUAUGCCACAGGUGUUCGUUUGCUUUGUCAGACCUGGGCAAUUAAUGACCGUGCCUUUGGCAAUCUGCAGGCGGUUUUACUUCCAAUAAGGUUCUCUGAGUUCAACUCUGAUAGAAAUAUCUGUAUAAGUCUGGCCACUUCUGUUCGAGAUGUUUGCAGCAAAAAUCCUGAUAGGGGUGUAGACAUUAUCUUGUCUGUUUCGGCUUGCAUUGAGAGCAAAGAUCCUAUUAUUCAAGCGCUUGGUUUACAAAGCCUUGCUUAUCUAUGUGAAGCUGAUGUAAUUGAUUUUUAUACUGCUUGGGAUGUCAUUGCCAAGCAUGUGCUAGAAUACUCCUCAGACCCAGUUCUUGCACAAAGUGUAUGCUGCCUUCUUAGAUGGGGUGCAUUGGAUGCUGAAGCAUAUCCAGAAGCUUCAAAGAAUGUUUUGCAAAUAUUGUGGGAUGUUGCUGUCUCCGUGCAUUUUAGUCAUGUGGUACAAUGGGCAAAGGCAAGAGCUGCUGCUUUUGAGGCCUUAUCCCAAUAUGAGGUCUCACAUAUAGAAAAAGGAAUUCCAGAUUUUAAGAGAGAGAGCAUGGAGUUGCUUUUGUCUGAGACAGACACAGAUGUUCUCAAGGCCAUGGAAGGAUUCGAAGUCAAGAUCAUAACUCAUGAACACAUGAAUAGGCGAAGAUUGGUGAAGGAAAGAAAAGUCACAGGAAGCAAGAUUGAGAAAUUACUGGACAUACUUCCUCAGGUUCUCUUCCCUUCAGAUGAAAAAAGUAAUGCUGGGAAGCUACCUGGUGCAGCUUUAUUAUGCCUUUCAUUUACCCCUAAAGAUGUAAACAACCUAGGGCUGUCAAGAGCAUCAUUAGAUGUUCAUGCUGCAUAUGAGAAUGCCCUGGUGGAAAUAGCUUCUUCUCUUCAGCUGUCGAGAAACAUUUUUGUGGCCCUUCUUUCGCUGCAAUCAUGGAAAACCUUCAUGCGCCGCUGGAUGAGGGCAAGUCUAUUAUUGCUUGAUGCAAAAGCUCCAUCUGUUGCAUUAGAUAAAACUUCUAAAGCUGCUAACAAUAUCCUCAAGAUUAUGAUGCGACUUGCUGAAGAAUCCAUCCCAAGGUCUGCUGAAAAUAUUGCUCUGGCUGUUGGUGCACUCUGUGUGGUCUUGCCUCCAUCUGCCCAUACUAUUAAAUCAACAGCUUCAAAUUUUUUGUUAAAUUGGAUGUUCCAAUAUGAACAUGAAUAUCGCCAAUGGUCUUCUGCAAUAUCUCUUGGAUUGAUUUCAAGUUGCCUACAUGUAACUGAUCAUAAGCAGAAAUUUCAAAAUAUCACUGGUCUUAUAGAGGUUCUGUGUGGCAGCAAAAGCACCCUUGUUAAAGGAGCAUGUGGGGUUGGCUUGGGCUUUUCAUGCCAAGACCUUCUCACCAGAGUUGAAGCUGCGAGUAGCAAUGAGCUGGACAGAGAUGACUACAAGAUACGGGAAUUUGCCUUGCUAGGGAAGGUAGUUAGGACAUUACUUCUGAUGACAAGUAAGCUCAGUCAAGCGUCAUGUGAUAUCCUAGAAGGUCUGUCUUCAUACUUCCCCCCAGGCAUUGGUGAUUUGGAACCCAAUAUGACCUCUGAGCUGUUUCCUGAGAAGCAUGAUGACUUGGAGGAAGAUAUUUGGGGUGUUGCUGGUCUUGUCCUUGGCCUAGGUAGCUCUGUCAGUGCAAUAUACAGAGCUGGGGCACAUGAUGUCGUGCUUAAGAUAAAAGAUUUGAUUCUGUCUUGGACUCCACAUUUUGACACUCUAGUAAUUAACUCUGGUUUUUCCAGUGAAGCCACAGACAAAGUUUUAUCCGUGGGAUCCUGUCUGGUGCUCCCUGUUGUUGUGGCCUUUUGCCAGCGAGUGGAAUUGAUGAAUGGUAAUGAACUGGAUCAUCUAAUAACUGGCUAUACUGAGCUUAUAUCUGAGUUACAGUCUGUGAAAAAGUCUGGUGCUAUCCAUCAGAGCUUGUUGAUGGCAUCAUGCAUUGGGGCAGGAAGCUUGCUUUCCUGCAUUUUGAAUGAAGCUGUGCACCCAAUUAAAGUUGAACGUAUCAAAGGCUUACUGGAAACAUUUAGAAAAUGCUACUCUAAUCCUUACCCUGCUCUUGUUCAUAUGGGUGGGAUGCUGGGAGUGAUUAAUGCGAUGGGAGCCAAUGCAGGAAUUUUCAUUCAUAAUUAUCAUUUCCCUUCUCCAGUGAGGACUGGUUAUGAGCAAAAGGACUCUUCUUAUGUCUUGGGUCCUCUAUUUUCAAGCCCUAUUUGUGAAUCACAUUUGACAGCAUUGAUUCAAGAGAUAUUCCUUGUUGCACAAAAUUCUGAUGACCUCCAAAUGAAACACAUUGCAGCUUGGGCAGUUUCUUUCCUCCGAAAUUUUUUAUGGUCCAAGGAACUGCUAGAUGUUGACAAUGGUAUUCAGACUGAUGUUGCCAAUUCCAAAACAGUUUCUCGCAGUUUUUCCAACGACAGUUUAGUUAUGAAACUAUCUUUGUGGCUAAUGCAUCUGCAUUACUCUGCGGAAGGUAAAAGUCCACGUGUUGGCACAGUGUCAGUUGUUUUAAGAUGUCUUUCAGGAGCUCCCAGGUUGCCAACCAUGGAUUGGGGUUCAAUCAUUAGGCGCUGCAUGAGAUAUGAAGCUCAGCUUUCUGAGUUGUUACCACCAGAUUCAGCUCUUGAGAAGAGAAGCCUCAGGGAGGAGUCUCUUCUAUUCUCAAUUGCUCACGCAAACCAAUUUGAUCCUCUUCUGACUUUCCUUGAUGAACUAUCUGAAGUGUCCAGGUUCAGGACUCUUGAGCUGAAUCUGCAGUCAUGUCUGCUUGUACAUCUAGCUGACCUGACGAAAGUAUUCUCAAGUUCCCGGCUAGAGAAAUUAUUUGAUGAUAUUACGGAGUUCUUUUCGUCAGAUUCUUCACCAAAAAUGUAUAAUUCUAAUCAGACAAGGUCACUAAGGAUAUCAUUCUGGAGGGGCCUCUGCCAGUGUUUAGAUGAAGCUUCCCUCAGUUCUCUUGAGUACAUGCCAAACGUUGAAAAGUGCAUGGAGGUGCUGUUUUCAAUGUUGCCUGUAUCAGAAUCAUCUGCUGUAGGAUCACAUAUGCUAAACCCUGUACAAGAGUGGCGUGAGGCGGUUAAAUGCUUAGCAAAAGCUCGGGUCAAUUGGUUGUUGGAUUUCUUGCAGGUUCCACUGGUAAAUCUAAUACAAGGAGAUGAGCAAUUUAAUGAAACCCUAAAGAAGAUUGUAGCAAAAGCCAAGCUAGUAAGGAUGGGUUCCAUCACACUGACUGAGCUUGGAAGACUAAAAGCUUAUAUACUGAACUCUAGAUCAUAUGGUAUUUGGAAUGUGCUUGUUGAAGUUGUAGCAGCUUUGCAAUAUGCAGCAGAGGGUAGCGUCAAAAGACAGUGGCUUGUUGAUGCGGUGGAAAUUAGCUGCGUGUCCAGUUAUCCCUCGACGGCACUCCAGUUUGUUGGUCUGUUAUCUGGAAGCUGCUGCAAAUAUAUGCCUCUCCUGACUUUGGACCGAUUAACAGUAUUAAGUGAUCUACCAGUUACUCUUCCCUCUCUUUUGUCAGAACCCAGUUGGGAAAUUGUUGCAGAAUCCAUUGUUUCUCAUCUUUUGGUAUCAACAGAACGCAUAUACCACUGGGUUACCCACGUCCGCAUGGUCCUUGACAAUGAUGCAGCAAACAUGCAGGCUAUCGACGAAAGCGAAAAUGACAUGGUUGAUUUUCUUUUGCCUGUGAUGCAUCAGGUCUGUUUAUCUUUGAAACAUUACUUGCCUUUGGAGAAGCAGCUUAAGCUUGCAAGCAUUGUGAUAAAAUGAGGCUUGUCAAUUAGGUCAUAGGAAACCUUCAAUAGCAGGCUUUUUUUUUUACCCACUUUUGUUGCAAGUCUUUUCUUUUUCCCCUUCAUAUACUUCUCCACACUUGAUUAGGUGUUCUGUUCAUGUUGUUAUGAGAAAGUUUUAUGGCUUGACAAA
This is a messenger RNA of Manihot esculenta (cassava), 5828 nucleotides long. RefSeq names its product protein RST1. Gene Ontology annotation, biological process: regulation of post-transcriptional gene silencing. NCBI's taxonomy places the organism in Eukaryota, Viridiplantae, Streptophyta, Magnoliopsida, Malpighiales, Euphorbiaceae. The record is from RefSeq and is a predicted model, not a curated record. Bases 93 to 5672 code for a protein of 1859 amino acids. The transcript is spliced from 25 exons.